Messenger RNA from Gossypium raimondii (Peruvian cotton), 489 nucleotides. RefSeq lists its product as uncharacterized. Lineage: Eukaryota; Viridiplantae; Streptophyta; Magnoliopsida; Malvales; Malvaceae. Bases 1 to 489 code for a protein of 162 amino acids. The record is from RefSeq and is a predicted model, not a curated record. The transcript is spliced from 5 exons.
AUGGUAGCUGACGCACUGAGCCAUAGGGUUGUACCUGAUUUGAGAGCAAUGUUUGCUCGUCUUAGCUUAUUUGAUGAUGGUAGCUUGUUGGCGGAGUUACAAGUUGAGAAUAGAAAAACUUCAGAUUUUAGGUUGAAUAGUGAAGGAGUAUUGUGUCUCCAUGGGAGAGUGAAGGUUGAACAUCAAUUACCUUCGAGGUUGCUUCAACCGGUUAAAAUUCCACUUUGGAAGUGGGAAGAAGUAACUAUGGAUUUUGUGAGUGGAUUGCCCUUAACGCCUACCAAGAAGGACUCAUUUUGGAAGAAGUUACACGAGGCUUUGGGUGCAAGACUAGACUUAAGUACUGCGUUUCAUCCCCAAAUAGAUGGCGAGCGGCGAGUUCUGUGGCCAGAGUUGGUUUCUAAUACCGAAGCAAAGGUAAAACUGGUUCGAGACAGGUUGAAGGAAGCAACUGAUAGGCAGAAGUCCUAUGCGGAUCUUAAACACUGA